AUGACCGCUGUCAGCAACGUGGCGGCCGUCCAGGCUACCAGCGGUGCCACCGGGGGCAGCGCGAUGGUCACCUUCUUCACAAACACCUAUGCGAAGCCCAUGCCGGAGCAGAGCUUCAGUAUACCGCUCAACACCCUGCCAGACGGGCUCAACCAGCUCGUCCAGAGCGUGCUAGGCGUUGAAGGACAGAAAUUUGAUUUUCUCUACAAGGAUGAGUACAUUGGCACGACGUUACUCCGCUUCCUUCAGCGCCGCGGCAUCAGCUACGAAGAGCUGCUCAACAUUGAGUACACCCCCUCCCUGCAGGCCAAAGAGGGAAGCCUCCUUCCACACGAUGACUGGGUGAGUAGCGUGCGUGCCCCGUACCGCGGCAACGCGGAGCUCCUGUUGACUGGCGCUUACGAUCACUGCGUGCGAUUGUGGGAUGGCGAGAACUGUGUCGCGCUCGGCACCUUUCACCACGAGGCUGUCAAGGAGGUGGUCCUCCACCCAGUGACGCAGGGUAAAAGCAAGACCGGACGCAAGCGCACCAGGCUCGACAGGGACUUCUUGUUUGCCAGCGCCAGCAAGGACGGCAGCGUCGCUGCCUGGAGACUGGACAGCACCAACAGCCUCAUGCAGCUUCUGGGCUCUAUUCAGGCCCACACCGACGGCGUUGACUCAGUCGCUAUCGCCCCUGGUGAGGGAAAGCUUGUAGCCACCGCCUCCUGGGACACCACUGUCAAAGUCUUCAGCUGGGAACAGAUGCUGGAGGGUGAUACGGUGCCGUCCAAGAAGGCGCCGCUUGUCACCUUCACCGAUCACAGUCGCCCAGUCCUAUGCAGCCGCUUCUCUGCCGCCCACGGUGCCGCACGGCUCUUUUCGGCAGGCCUCGACGGCCACAUCAAGUGCCUCGAUAUGGAAGCAGCGCUGCUUCAGUCGGAGCUCAAAGGCGACCACCCCAUCAAUCGAAUCGCUGUGAAGCCGGCAGGUAACAGCGCCGCCGCAGACCUUGUCCUCUCUGCCUGCACCGACAAUCGUGCCCGACUCUUCGACACGCGGCAACGGGGGGUAGUGAAGACGUUCAGCGGUCCUCGUCAGUGGCUCUACAGCGUGACGUGGCUGUGGGACGCACAGGAGGGGGAUGCCGAGUACAGCGGAGGUAGCCUCUUUGCACUCGCCAGCGAAGACGCCACAGUGCGUGUGUAUGACCUUCGGUGCACUAACACGGCGCUGCUCACGCUAGACACGAUGCACACGGAUGGUGUGCUGGACGUCACGUACGUCGGGCAGUCCAUUAUCGCCAGCUGUGGUAAGGAUAACAAGACGAAGUCGUUUGCCCUUAGCAGGGAAGACCUUGUCAGCUAG
Messenger RNA from Leishmania braziliensis MHOM/BR/75/M2904, 1347 nucleotides. RefSeq lists its product as hypothetical. The transcript has a single exon. The coding region runs from base 1 to 1347 and encodes 448 amino acids. Gene Ontology annotation, molecular function: protein binding. Lineage: Eukaryota; Euglenozoa; Kinetoplastea; Trypanosomatida; Trypanosomatidae. The record is from RefSeq and is a predicted model, not a curated record. Gene Ontology annotation, cellular component: nucleolus. Gene Ontology annotation, biological process: ribosomal large subunit assembly.